CCGCGGGGAGCGCUGGGAAGCUCCGGUCCUCCGCCACCAUCUUGCUUUCCUUCAAGCCGGCAGUGACAGAGGGUCAGAGCUGUCCUGGGCCAUGAAGCUACUGACGAGAGCCGGGACCUUCUCGAGAUUUUAUUCCCUCAAAGUUGCCCCCAAAGCGAAAGCCACAGCUGCGCCUACUGGAGCUCUUCCACAUCCUCAGGACCUUGAGUUUACCAAAUUACCUAAUGGCUUAGUGAUUGCUUCUCUGGAAAACUAUGCUCCUGCGUCAAGAAUUGGAUUGUUCAUUAAAGCAGGCAGUAGAUAUGAGGACUCCAACAAUUUGGGAACCUCUCAUUUGCUCCGUCUUGCAUCCAAUUUGACCACAAAAGGAGCAUCAUCUUUCAAGAUAACCCGUGGAAUUGAAGCAGUUGGUGGUAACUUAAGUGUGACUGCGACACGGGAAAACAUGGCUUACACUGUAGAAUGCCUGCGGGAUGACGUUGAUAUUCUGAUGGAGUUCCUGCUCAAUGUCACCACAGCACCAGAAUUUCGUCGAUGGGAAGUGGCUGCUCUUCAGUCUCAGCUAAGGGUUGACAAAGCUGUGGCUUUUCAGAAUCCACAGGCCCGUGUCAUUGAAAAUCUACAUGCUGCUGCUUACCGAAAUGCUUUGGCUAAUUCCCUGUAUUGUCCUGACUAUAGGAUUGGAAAAGUAACAUCAGAAGAGUUACACUACUAUGUUCAGAACCAUUUUACAAGUGCAAGAAUGGCUUUGAUUGGACUUGGUGUGAGUCAUCCUGUUCUAAAGCAAGUUGCUGAACAGUUUCUGAACAUGAGGGGUGGGCUUGGUUUGUCUGGUGCAAAGGCCAAAUACCGUGGAGGUGAAAUUCGAGAACAGAAUGGAGACAGUCUUGUCCAUGCGGCUAUUGUAGCAGAAAGUGCUGCUGCAGGAAGUGCAGAAGCAAAUGCAUUUAGUGUGCUUCAACAUGUACUCGGCGCUGGGCCACAUGUCAAGAGGGGCAGCAAUCCCACGAGUCCUCUCUACCAGGCUGUUGCCAAGGGCGUUAACCAGCCAUUUGAUGUUUCUGCAUUUAAUGCCAGUUACUCAGAUUCUGGACUCUUUGGGAUUUACACUAUCUCCCAGGCUGCAGCUGCUGGAGAUGUCAUCAAGGCUGCCUAUAACCAAGUCAAAGCAGUUGCUCAGGGAAACCUUCCCAAUACAGAUAUUCAAGCUGCCAAGAACAAGCUGAAAGCCGGAUACCUAAUGUCAGUGGAGUCUUCUGAGGGUUUCCUAGAUGAAGUCGGGUCCCAGGCGCUCGUUGCUGGUUCGUACAUGCCACCAUCCACAGUCCUGCAGCAGAUCGACUCAGUGGCUGAAGCUGAUGUCAUAAACGCUGCAAAGAAGUUUGUUUCUGGCCGGAAGUCAAUGGCAGCAAGUGGAAAUUUGGGGCAUACACCUUUUGUAGAUGAGUUGUAAUGUUGAAGUACAUAGUACAGGAAAGAGCUGAACAUCUCAGCCCCAAGCAGCAAACACCUGAAGGUCAAAAGUCUAUAAAUAAAAUACUCAUCCUUUUUUGUCCCCAUGGGGUAAAAUCUUUUAAACCAUAAAUACAGAUAAUUAUUCCCAGCUGUCCUAAAGUCAAUAAAACAUUCUGCUUAAA
This is a messenger RNA of Tupaia belangeri chinensis (Chinese tree shrew), 1637 nucleotides long. RefSeq names its product ubiquinol-cytochrome c reductase core protein 2 (gene UQCRC2). Gene Ontology annotation, cellular component: mitochondrion. The transcript has 14 exons. Gene Ontology annotation, molecular function: metal ion binding. NCBI's taxonomy places the organism in Eukaryota, Metazoa, Chordata, Mammalia, Scandentia, Tupaiidae. The coding region runs from base 92 to 1453 and encodes 453 amino acids. The record is from RefSeq and is a predicted model, not a curated record.